AUGAUGGGACUGCAACAGCGGCUCAAGGGCGCCAUCGAUCGGACAAUCGCGGAGGAACAGGCUCGACAGGAACAGGCGCGCAAGGCACUCGGACCGGACUCUGGGACGCCGCGCAGGUCGGAUUCGACAUCGCGAGGCGCCCAGUCCCCCGCGCGACGGCCCCGGCCCAAGAAGAACGCAAGCCAGGACGCCACCAAGGACGGCGACAGCCCCUCGAACCCGGACCCGGCCGUAUUCGAGGCCGCCUUCGUGCUCGACGACAGCGAGGAGCCCAGCAGGGCCGGAACACCCAAACCACCAGCAAACAUGGAAGACAAGGCGGAGGAGAAGAAGGACAAGGUGGCGGCGGAGGAGCAGGAGAGCGGACAGAACGGGGACGAGAAGAAGGAUGCCGAGGCCAGCGCCGCGCCGGCUGCUGCUGCGCCCGAGUUGUCGCCCGAGGUCCGCAUGAAGCUUCGCAAGUUGGAGAAGCUCGAAAAGACGUAUCCCGAGCUCCUCCGAUCGUACCGAAUCGCCCACGGCCGCGCCACCUCCAUCGAGCCCUUCGAGCGGGUGCUUAAGGAGCACACGAGCGUCGGCUCUAUUAGAGAACCCGAAGCGCUCGUCGAGUUCCUCAACUCCUUGAAGCAGAAGGAGCAGAUGAUCAUGGACGAGUACAAGCGGGUCUCGAUCGAGAAGGACGACUUCAAGAAGAAGUUCGAGGCGGCCGAGAAGGAGACUGAGGCGCUCAAGAAGGAGGUGGAGGAGCUCAAGGCCGCGAAGCCCGAGCCCGCUGCCGAGAAGGCCGAAGAUAAGGAGCAGGUCGACGCCGCGACCGACACCAAGGACGACGCCUCCGUCAAGUCGCCCGACCCGAACGCCGCCAAGUCUCCCUUGCAGCAGGCCCUGGGCAUCUUCUCGCCCAAGCAGAAGGCGCAGGAGCCCGAGGCGGACAAGCCGGAGGAGUCUGGCGACUUGUUCUCUUACGACGAAGAGGCGCCCAAGUAUGAGGCCGAGAUGGCUGCCAAGGAGGAGGAGAUUGAGAAGCUCAAGACCGAGGUCGACUCUCUGAAGACCGAGCUGGCGUCCGCCAAGGAGUCGAGCGCGGAUCUUACCGAAAGCCUCGAGAAGGCGACCAAGGAGGCCACCAAACUCCGCGAUUCCGCAGCCGUCACAACCUCCCUCCAGACCCAGCUCGACGCCAGAAAUACCGAGAUCAAGACCCUUACUGAGCGCUUGGAGGCCUCGCAGAAACAGCUCAAGGAGGUGGAGACAAAGCUCAAGGGCGAGCUUGCCACUGCCAUAAAGGAUGCCAAGGAGGUACAAUCAAAGCUCACUGAGGCGAACACCCGGGCUGAGAAGGGAGAGGCGCACGUCAAGGAGGCAUUGUCCGCCCAGGCUGAAGUGGAAAAGAAGAUUGAGACUCUGAACGGACAGAUUGAGACCAUCAAGAAGGAGAAGGCCGACAAUGAGAAGAAGAUUGACGAGCUCACUAAGAAGUUGGAGAAGCAGAGCGAGCCUGUACCAGCCACGCCCACCACCCCUGGACCAACAGAGACUUCUGCACCUAGCGCCGGUGGUGCUUCCAAGAACAACAAGAAGAACAAAAAGAAGAAGAAGGGAGGUGCCGCUGCUGCUGCUACACCCGCUGCGCCCGCCACUGGCACAGCUGAACAACCUGCCGCGGCUGAGGAGUCAAAGGAGUCCGACACUGAGGCCUUGGAGGCAGAGAUUACCCGCCUCAAGGAGGAAGUCAGCACAAAGGACUCCCAGAUCGACCGGCUGACAAAGCAGCGCAAGACUGAGGAGGACCUCCGCGAGGAGAUUGACACUCUGCGCGGCGAGCUGACCGACAUCGGCCAGGACCACGUCGAGGCCAAGGAGAAGAUCAAGAACCUCGAGAUCGAGAAGAAGGCGCUGCAGACCAGGAUCGAGGAGCUGGAGAAGGAGCUCGGAUCCUCGGCCAACGAUGCCAAGGCGACCGAGAAGCUCCAGGGCGAGUUCGACACCCUGCAGCGCGAGUACGAGGACCUCAAGUCCAAGUCGUCCACGCUGCAGUCCGACCUCGGCGCCGCGCAGCAGCUGGCGCAGAGCCGGUACAAGGACCUCACCGACCUCCGAGAGGUCCUCCAGAAGGCCCAGCCCGAGAUGAAGAGCCUGCGUCAGGAUUCCGCGGCCCUGAAGACGGCCAAGGAGGAGCUCACCGCCAAGAACACCGAGCUCCGCAACCUCGAGAAGAAGGAGAAGGAACUCAAGGCCGACGUCACGAGGGCGCAGCGCCUCGCCACGGACCGCGAGACGGAGAUCAAGUCGCUCCGCGAGAAGCUCACCAACGAGACGAACACCCGCCUUCGCCUCGAGGACGCGCAGAGGGUAUCGGGACGCGACCUCCGCCGCUCCGAGGCCGAGAAGGUGGAGCUCAGCGCCAAGGAGGAGAAGGCCGUCCGGGAGCUGCAGAAGGUGCAGGAGGAGGCCAACAAGCUCCGCCCGCGGGUCAAGGAGCUCGAGGAGGAGGUCGAGAAGUUGCAGAAGGAGAAGAAGAGCCUGCAGGACGAGGCGGACCUCAAGACGCAGCAAUACACCAACGCGCAGGGCCUGCUCGGCAGCAUGCGCGACCAGACGGCGGAGCUGACCAUUCAGCUCAAGGAGGCCCGCUCGCAGUCCGAGUCUCUGGAGGAGGAGCUCGCCGAGAUCCAGAAGCACCUGUCGGAACGGUCCCGCGAGGCGGAGCGCAUGCGCGGGCUCCUCGCCGACGUGGACGAGCGCGCCGACAGCAAGGUGCGCGAGAUGCGCUCGCGCAUGGAGGCGGCCAUCGAGGAGCGCGACCGCAUCGAGGACGAGUCGAGCACGCUGGCGCGGAGGAAGACGCGGGAGACGGAGGAGCUCAAGCAGAAGAUGCGCGACCUGGAGCGGGACAUCAAGACGUUGUCCGGCGAGAAGGAGGAGCUCGAGCGCAAGGAGCGCGAGUGGCGGAAGCGGCGCGAGGAGCUCGAGGCGGUGGAGGAGAAGGCCGAGGCCGAGGUCAACGAGAUGCGGUCGGCGGUGUCGGACCUCCGCUCCACCCUCGACGCGUCGGAGCAGCAGGUGCGGGACGCGGAGAAGGCCAAGUCGGACCUGCGGCGGAUGCUGGACGAGUCGAAGCAGCGGUUCGAGAAGCUCAGCAAGGAGCACAAGACGGUGCAGGCCAAGCUCGGGGCGAGCGCCGCGUCGGGGCGGAGCUCGGUCGACUCGAGCCGGUCCGGCGGGCUCAACGGGGCCGGGUCGCCGGGGGCACAGCAGCAGCAGCAGUCGGCCGGGGGCUCGGCGGAUAGUCUGUACCUGAAGACGAUCCUGCUGCAGUUCCUGGAGCAGAAGGAUAAUAAGCUGCGGGAGCAGUUGGUGCCUGUGCUCGGGCGGAUUUUGAAGUUUGACAAGACGGACGAGCAGAAGUGGAAGGCCGCGAUUCAGCACAUCACUGUGAGGUGA
This is a messenger RNA of Colletotrichum karsti, 3444 nucleotides long. RefSeq lists its product as uncharacterized. Lineage: Eukaryota; Fungi; Ascomycota; Sordariomycetes; Glomerellales; Glomerellaceae. The transcript has 3 exons. The record is from RefSeq and is a predicted model, not a curated record. The coding region runs from base 1 to 3444 and encodes 1147 amino acids.